UGAUCACUCCGCCCACUGGAUCCAUGUUUUCCUGCAUAAGCUUCACAGUCCUGCUUCUCUGACCCUGUAUGUAACCCUUCUGUGCGAAAGCAGCACUUGUCAGAAAGAAUCUGGUUUCUUUUGUGGAGAAAGAGCAUGGCCAAGGCAAAGAUCGUAGUUGUCGGUGCUGGUCUGAUGGGUUUAUCCACCGCCGUGUGCAUUUCAGACUCCAUUACAAACUGCAGUGUAUCUGUCAUGGCUGAUCGAUUUUCUCCCAACACGACCAGUGACGUUGCUGCAGGAAUGCUUAUCCCACAUCUUUAUCCAGGCACACCUGUUCAUCAGCAGAAGGAAUGGUUUAGGGAGACUUUUGACCAUCUGUUAUCCAUCUGUAAUUCCUCAGAGGCUUCAGAAGCUGGGAUUCACUUGGUAUCUGGCUGGCAAAUAUUUAAGGCUAUUCCUGAGGAGAAGAUGCCAUUCUGGUCUGAUGUGGUUCUGGGCUUUCGCACAAUGACCAAAAAAGAACUGAAGAAAUUUCCACAGCAUAAAUAUGGUCAAGCUUUUACUACACUGAAAUGUGACUGCCCAUCGUAUUUGAUUUGGCUGGAGAAAAGGCUGAAAGAAAAUGGAGGCCAGGUGCAUGCUAGGAAGAUAGAAGAUCUUUGGGAACUGCACCAUGACUUUGACAUCGUAGUAAACUGUUCAGGCAUUGGUUCCCGAAAACUCACAGGUGACCUAGAGAUAUACCCCAUCAGAGGGCAAGUUCUCAAGGUUCAUGCUCCUUGGAUCAAGCACUUCAUUCGUGAUGGCGAUGGCCUGACGUACAUCUAUCCAGGGAUACACAAUGUAACAUUAGGUGGGGCAAGAGAAAAAGACAACUGGGAGUUGUCCCCAGAUCCCAUUAUCAGCAAAAACAUACUUGAUAGAUGUUCUGCACUUGAGCCUUCACUUCGGACAGCUGAGAAUAUAAAAGUAAAGGUGGGCCUGAGGCCAUCUCGGCCAGCAGUGAGACUACAGAAGGAGGUACUGAUCCACAAGAGUGAGAAGUUGCUGGUGGUUCACAAUUAUGGCCAUGGGGGAGGUGGCUUUUCAGUACACCAGGGUACUGCCAAAGAGGCAACUCGGCUGGUUAAGGAGUGCCUUGAAACCCUGGCAAUACCUGGGUGUAAAGCAAAGCUGUAAGG
Candoia aspera is the source of this 1163-nucleotide messenger RNA. It is a transcript of the gene DDO, whose product is annotated as D-aspartate oxidase. NCBI's taxonomy places the organism in Eukaryota, Metazoa, Chordata, Lepidosauria, Squamata, Candoiidae. The record is from RefSeq and is a predicted model, not a curated record. The transcript has 5 exons. Bases 136 to 1161 code for a protein of 341 amino acids. Gene Ontology annotation, biological process: L-aspartate catabolic process; D-amino acid catabolic process. Gene Ontology annotation, molecular function: FAD binding; D-aspartate oxidase activity. Gene Ontology annotation, cellular component: cytoplasm.